Molecule: messenger RNA, 1059 nt
Organism: Sparassis crispa
Lineage: Eukaryota; Fungi; Basidiomycota; Agaricomycetes; Polyporales; Sparassidaceae
Exons: 15
Coding region: 1-1059 (352 amino acids)
Source: RefSeq, a predicted model, not a curated record
AUGGUCGAUUGGUCAUCCCAGGAAGAGAUUGAGAGGGAUACCACCGCGUACACAAACCUAGUGUUCACGCUCUUCGGUCUCUACAUCUGGGAGCUCUUCCAAACGUCCAACUUCGAAUGGUCUCUCAUUACGAGAAAGCGCGACUUCGCUUGGCCAUUGAGUCAAUACUGUUUGCUAUGGGCUCUUAUUGGACUGUUGAUAUCUUUUUCUGUCAUUAAACAUGUCAAUUGCCAAGCGCUAUAUACCUUCAAUUCCUGGACAGGAAACAUGGCCAUCCUGUGCGCCUCGACGUCGCUGAUGCUCCGAACGAUAGCUCUCUGGGAGCGCAAGCUCAAGAUCGUGAUCCCGCUAGGCAUCCUCUGUCUCGCGCACUGGGCCCUCCUCUGGCGCGGCAUGUUCGUCAUCCACGCGGUGUACGAUACUGCGACCGAAGCGUGCGAGGUGACAUACACGAACCACGUCUUCCUCAACAUCUCGUUCUUCGCGACUAUGGUGUUUGACCUGGCGAUCCUGCUGUUAACAAUCGCCGCGCUUGUGCCGCUCACGUCGCGAUCGAGCCUCGUGCGCAUGCUCUUCCAUGACGGGCUCGUCUAUUUCCUUGUCACGUUCCUGUUCAAUUCCGUUCCUGCUAUUCUGGCGGUCAUUAAUCUGAACCCUAUGAUGAACAUCAUCGCGACCAUCCCCGCAGCAACCUUCUCCGCGAUCGCGGCGUGCCGCGCCGUCAUUCGCUUGCAAGAAUUCGCGCACGGCGACAUCUACGUGCACAACGCCUCGCAGCUCCCGUCGCCCGGCGGGCGCACCGGGAACAUGCACUUUGGGCGCAUGUCCGGCGUCGGUGUCCCGUCCGCUACCGCAGUGCGCCUCGGGGGCGCCGGGGGCCUGAAGGCGCAACCGUACGUGUUUGCACGUCCCGAGGUGCAUGUGACGACGGACCAGUUUGUUAUGGAGGACUUUGGAGAAUCGGUGGCGGAUGUUGAAGAGCACAAGCGGUCCCCGACGCUCGAUACGGACGACGAGAAGCUCUCCCCGUCGGUCAAUACCGCCGAGGAAGCCGUCUGA